AUUGCUGCAUUUGGUGAUAAGUUAAGUUCCGUAGAAACAGAGACCUGCUACCAGAACCCAAAAGCCAAAAUCUUUGAUAUUAUUCACUUCCCAUAUCGGUUGUUGCAGAAUAGCUUGGCGGAGAAACACCAUAGAGAGAAAGUAAACAAAAAAAAAAGGUUGCAUUGUUUUUUCUCUAACAAGAAACAAUGAAAGGCAAAGUGAGGCGCUCUAAACUGAAGUUGGGUGUACCUACAUUCUUCUUCCUUUGCGCCCUUUUCUUCUUUGUUGGCUUCUUUGUAUCUCCGCUCCUCUUUCAGGAUUUGGGUGAUGUGGGACCACGGUCUAGAAUACUCCAAGAAUCAGUGAAGAAAGCAUAUGAACCUCUUGAGCAUGGUGAAUCCAGGGAACCCUUUCUUAACUCAAUCCCAUUUCAGAUUUUAAGUUGGAGACCACGAGCGGUUUACUUUCCAAACUUCACUAGUGUGGAAGUAUGCCAACAAAUAAUUGAAAUGGCAAAGCCAAAACUUGAACCAUCAAAACUGGCUUUGCGGAAAGGAGAAACCGCUGAGAGCACAAAAGACACUAGAACAAGUUCAGGUACAUUCAUCAGCGCAUCAGAAGACAAAUCUGGCAUCUUAGACUUCGUUGAGAGGAAAAUUGCUAAAGUUACAAUGAUUCCAAGGACCCAUGGGGAAAAAUUCAAUAUAUUGAAGUAUGAGGUUGCCCAGAAAUAUGAUUCUCAUUAUGAUGCGUUCAACCCAGAUGAAUACGGCACUGUUGAGAGCCAAAGGAUUGCUUCCUUCUUGUUAUACCUAUCAAAUGUAGAAGCAGGAGGAGAAACAAUGUUCCCUUGUGAGGGUGGUUUGAAUAUUGAUAAGGGUUAUUAUGAUUACAAAAAAUGUAUUGGUUUGAAGGUGAAGCCACGACAGGGCGAUGGACUUUUAUUUUAUUCAUUGUUACCAAACGGGAAAAUUGAUAAGACUUCUCUUCAUGGAAGUUGUCCAGUGAUUAAGGGGGAGAAAUGGGUCGCAACGAAGUGGAUUGAUGAUAGAGAGCAACACCACUUGCUUUCUUUAUAAGGAGUCUUCAAUUAUGUGAUCAUAUUUAUGCAUAAUGAAGAUAUGCUGCCUUUGUAUAUAUAUCCAAAUAGGCUGCAAGUUUUCAAUGUUAUGAAAACUUAUAUACGCUCAAAUGACCAAGCUGGCAGGACCUGCUCAAGAGGGUCCAAGUCCUUACUUUAGGCGUACCAAAAAAUAAGUUUUUUGUUAUUAAUAUAUGUAUAUUAAGCAUAUGUACUAUCAAAGACCACGACUAAGUGAUAGCACUCCACGCUGUUACGUGUGAAAUCCUAUGGCCACAAAUAUUUUUUUCCGUUGUU
This is a messenger RNA of Glycine soja, 1360 nucleotides long. Its product is annotated as probable prolyl 4-hydroxylase 9. Gene Ontology annotation, biological process: peptidyl-proline hydroxylation to 4-hydroxy-L-proline. The record is from RefSeq and is a predicted model, not a curated record. Gene Ontology annotation, cellular component: endoplasmic reticulum. NCBI's taxonomy places the organism in Eukaryota, Viridiplantae, Streptophyta, Magnoliopsida, Fabales, Fabaceae. The transcript is spliced from 8 exons. Gene Ontology annotation, molecular function: procollagen-proline 4-dioxygenase activity; iron ion binding; L-ascorbic acid binding. The coding region runs from base 189 to 1061 and encodes 290 amino acids.